GCAAGUUGAACUCGUGUUCAAAUUAAAUUCUGCUGAAAUUGGGUGGAAUUGACGUUGGUUUUGUUUGUUAAAGUUACGAAUGUGGAAAGAAGGUUAUGAAAGGUCAACAGGAGUGUGUUUUUCGUGUUUAGUCAGUAAAAGGGCCCGUCAAGGACGUUCGUUUGGUUCGUUGAGUAAAAAACAAACGGUUGUUCUUCGAGCGCUUGUGAUAUUCGGUAGUAAAAAAUGUGCAAACCGGGCAAUUAAACUUUACAACUGAUUAAAAAUGUAAACAAAUGACGAAAGUUCCAUUGUGACAAUGUCGCGCGUCGGUUCAAGUGAAAACUGUGUGCACUUGUUUGUGGUGUGACUUUUUUAAGUGUUUGAAAUAAUAAUUUGAUAAAUUACUACAUUUAGUAUGGAUAUAUAUAUGUUUCUCAAUAAUUCGGUUUAUUCUACAGAAAGAUAUUACAACUUAAAGGAAGAGCUAAUUAUGUAGGCAACUUGUAGCUCAGCAAAGAAUUAACUAGUAAAACAUUUCUUUACAAACAAAAACAAAUGUCAUCCUUCAUGAGUCAAGCAAAAUUGUGACAUAAAUGAAUGAUAUAGGCUUUAUCAAAGUUCGAAACGGUUCAGAAAAUAUUUCUUCCUACCAGGAAGGUAUUAAACGGUAUUAAACUGUAUAAUUAAAUAACCGCAGUUGAAGACUUCGAGUGAUAUGGCCAAUCGGUUACGUCGCAAAUUGGAUAACCCCAACUUCUGAUAAAUAUAAAAAUAAAUUAAGGUUAAGUUUCAAAAAUGCAUUACUGCCCCCCAAAUAUCACCUUCUCACAAGUGUGGGUUAAUCAUGGCACAACCCAAUGUUUCAUGGAUACAAUAUCACCUGCUAUAAUAGCAGGAUUUAUCCUUAUAGCAGGUUCAAUACAACUAUUUAUAUAUAAGAAAUAUGGAACUGUUGUGUCCCCAAGUCAAUUACACAAAUCGAAAUUGUAUAAUGCCCAAAUCUUUUUCACACUCUUUAUACCAGUCCUUGAGAUUACUAGGUUUAUUUUGCAAGCCACGGUUAUUAAUGAUAAAACUGUUUAUGGUUACAUGAUACUAUCCCUUAUUCUGACGUCGUUUAUGUAUCCAUUUUCUUUGUUAGUUGUUAAGUAUGAGAGAAAGUAUUUGUUGCCUUCAAUACCUACACGUGGGCAUGGGCUAAUCCUCCUGAUAUUUUGGACUCUUAUAUUUAUAUCAGAAAAUUUAGCAUUUGUUAAUUUAGGACAGAAGAACUGGUGGUUUGGAUUAAGAAACUUAUCAGAUCAAAUAGAGAUGUCAUUGUUUGUGUUGAGGUACAUUUCUUGCCUGAUAAUUUUUGUGUUAGGGCUGAAAGCUCCUGGAAUCAUUGGGGAGACAGAUUACUUCAGACUGAAUGACUCUACAGGAAAUAUUAAUCUUCCUAGAACUUCCCAGAAUGAUAAUCAGUCAACAUGGAGAAACUUUUGGAAAAAAAUCAGAACUUUGGCCCCAUUUUUGUGGCCAAAGAAGUCUCUGCUCCUCCAGUUACGAGUAAUUUUUUGUUUUAUUCUUCUCACUGGUGGAAGGAUUAUCAAUCUUUAUGUACCCAUUUAUAAUAAAUUGAUAGUGGACAGCAUGACAGUGAGUUCCAUGGUGUUUAGAUGGGACUUAAUUCUUACGUAUGUGGCCUUUAAAUUCUUGCAAGGGGGUGGAACGGGGGGCAUGGGACUGUUAAAUAAUCUUAGGUCGUUUUUAUGGAUAAGAAUUCAACAGUAUACGACAAGAGAAAUAGAAGUUUCUUUAUUUAAACACUUGCAUAGUCUGUCUUUACGAUGGCAUUUGAACAGGAAAACGGGGGAAGUCCUACGUGUAAUGGACAGGGGAACUGAUAGUAUUAAUAAUUUACUGAAUUAUAUCCUUUUUUCUAUACUACCUACAAUAAUAGACAUUAUAAUUGCUGUUGCCUAUUUUGUUGCCGUCUUUAAUGGUUGGUUUGGACUUAUAGUCUUUGUUACAAUGACUUUAUACAUAGCUUUGACUAUAGUUGUAACUGAAUGGCGAACAAAAUACCAAAGACGAAUGAAUUUGGCUGACAAUGCUACAAGAGCUCGAAGCGUAGACUCAUUACUCAAUUUUGAAACUGUUAAGUAUUAUGGGGCCGAACAGUAUGAAGUGGAGGCCUUUAGGGACGCAGUUUUAAAUUUUCAGGAUGAAGAGUGGAAAAGUAUUGUUACAUUAAACAUUUUAAAUACAGUCCAAAAUAUCAUAAUAUGUGGCGGUCUUUUGGCUGGUAGUCUUCUCUGUGUAUUCUUAGUGGUAAAUAAGGACGGUCUAACCGUUGGAGACUAUGUUCUCUUUGCCAGUUACAUAAUCCAACUUUAUGUUCCCUUAAACUGGUUUGGAACAUACUAUCGGGCAAUACAAAAAAAUUUUGUUGACAUGGAGAACAUGUUUGAUCUUUUAAGAGAAGAACAGGAAGUAAUUGAUGCCCCAGGCGCUGGACCGCUCAACGUUAAGGGAGCCACUAUUGAAUUUAAUAAUGUGACAUUUGGCUACAUUCCUGAAAGGAUUGUGCUGAAAAAUGUCACGUUUAGGGCACCUGCUGGAAAAACUGUAGCUUUGGUUGGACCUUCGGGCAGCGGCAAAAGUACGAUAAUUAGAUUGUUGUUUAGAUUUUAUGAUGUUGAGACGGGGUCUAUAGUUAUUGAUGGACAAAAUAUAAAAACUGUGACACAAGAGUCCCUCCGAAGGGCAAUAGGUGUUGUCCCUCAGGACACCGUACUCUUUAAUAAUACCAUCAAAUAUAACAUCAAAUAUGGACGACUAUCAGCGACCGAUGCUGAUGUUAUUCAAGCAGCAAAGAGUGCAAACAUUCAUGAGAGGAUUUUAACUUUUCCAGAUGGUUAUGAGUCUGUGGUGGGUGAAAGGGGUUUAAAAUUAAGUGGUGGUGAGAAACAAAGGGUAGCAAUAGCCAGAACGAUCCUGAAAGCUCCGGCUAUAGUUCUUUUAGACGAGGCGACUAGCGCUUUGGACACUGAAACCGAAAGAAAUAUUCANUAAACUAGAUGCUUACAUGAACACUGUCUUAGCACUACAAUCAUUGUGGCGCACAGAUUGUCUACAAUAAUUCAUGCAGACGAAAUUAUAGUUUUAAAGGAUGGGGAAAUUGUAGAAAGGGGAAAACACGAACACUUAAUUGGUCAGGAAGGUGUUUAUUCGAACAUGUGGAAGCAGCAAUUGGACAAUAAAGAAGCAAGUUCUGUUGAGACAAGUAUUGAGAAGAGCCUAGAAGACUCCACGAACAUAAAAUAAAGCGCUUCUCAGUAUCACUCAUAAUUAAUUUAAUUAAUUGUUUUGUUUAUUAUUUUUGUUUUUGCCUGUUGAAUGAAGUAGACGUAUAAAUAGAUCAUCUUAGAAAUCCAAUUAAAAGAAAUUCAAAUAUU
Agrilus planipennis (emerald ash borer) is the source of this 3422-nucleotide messenger RNA. It is a transcript of the gene Hmt-1, whose product is annotated as ATP-binding cassette sub-family B member 6, mitochondrial. The record is from RefSeq and is a predicted model, not a curated record. Gene Ontology annotation, cellular component: membrane. Gene Ontology annotation, biological process: transmembrane transport; heme transport. Gene Ontology annotation, molecular function: ABC-type heme transporter activity; ATP hydrolysis activity; heme binding. NCBI's taxonomy places the organism in Eukaryota, Metazoa, Arthropoda, Insecta, Coleoptera, Buprestidae.